This is a messenger RNA of Boleophthalmus pectinirostris (great blue-spotted mudskipper), 1494 nucleotides long. Its product is annotated as ubiquitin-conjugating enzyme E2A (RAD6 homolog). The record is from RefSeq and is a predicted model, not a curated record. The transcript is spliced from 6 exons. Lineage: Eukaryota; Metazoa; Chordata; Actinopteri; Gobiiformes; Gobiidae. Bases 299 to 757 code for a protein of 152 amino acids. Gene Ontology annotation, cellular component: HULC complex. Gene Ontology annotation, biological process: DNA repair; proteasome-mediated ubiquitin-dependent protein catabolic process; protein polyubiquitination. Gene Ontology annotation, molecular function: ubiquitin conjugating enzyme activity.
GCUAGUCUGGUAUCGCUUGGCUCAUUUCACUGUCAAAGACCUGGGUUAUUUACAGUAUUCAUACAUGUUAUUUGUGUUGGUAUUGGUUUCACAACUCAGCCACGCGUUUUUAUAAGCAGUGUAGGAGCCCUCGCUGUAGUACCAUGUGGUAGUGUCCUAGCAGGGACGGCCAAAUAUUUGACAAACUAGCCAUCGUUGGCUAGCGAGCUAGCUUCAAAUUAUACUUUGGAUAAUUAUAAAUUAGCAGACCUCACCCGGUACAGUAUAUGCUGAGGCUUUAAAUUCUACCACACACAAGAUGUCAACGCCAGCUAGAAGACGUUUGAUGAGAGAUUUUAAACGGCUGCAAGAGGAUCCUCCAGCUGGUGUCAGUGGUGCCCCAUCUGAAAACAACAUUAUGGUUUGGAAUGCAGUCAUUUUUGGUCCAGAGGGAACACCUUUUGAAGAUGGUACCUUCAAACUCACCAUUGAAUUUACAGAGGAAUAUCCAAAUAAACCCCCAACAGUGCGAUUUGUCUCCAAAAUGUUUCACCCAAAUGUGUAUGCUGAUGGCAGCAUAUGCUUAGAUAUACUUCAGAACCGCUGGAGUCCAACAUAUGAUGUCUCUUCAAUCUUAACAUCAAUACAGUCAUUACUGGAUGAACCAAACCCCAACAGUCCAGCUAACAGUCAAGCGGCCCAGCUGUACCAGGAAAACAAACGGGAGUAUGAGAAGAGGGUUUCUGCUAUUGUUGAACAGAGUUGGCGUGACUGUUGACCCCUGUUAUCAUUCACAUAUGACCACCAGUGUCUAGUCCACAACCAAGAAAAAACAAUUACACAAUCAUAAAAUGACAUAUUGCAACAUUCUUCUAAGUACAGUAUAAUAUACUUCUCCCAUAAAUGUUUAAAGUUUGUAUGCUGUUGUGUUGUGGCAUUUGAUCCUGACAGAUGCUGUUGUCUGGCAAUAGCGUGUUUGUUAAAAGUUAAUGUACCUUGUUAUAUCUGGGUUACUUGCCAUAUGCCCCAAGUGUUUUGUUUAUUAGACUGUGUCUGACAGUUUUUGAUAGAGAGACAGUUUGAAAUAUUUUCUGUGUGGUUUGAAUUCAGCACAGUUAAAAUUCAUAGGGGUUGUAAUCAUUUUUUUGUUUUAACAGCCUUAAGAGAGGGAUCUUUAAAUAUUAAACUAUUUUUGAUUAUUUAUUCCCUUUACAGCUUCACAAAUGCCUUUGGUGUGUUUUCUUCAUGCCUUCUUUUAAAUCUCUUUCAGAUACUGGUCAAUACAAUGGUCCUUAAUUUACACACAUCUUAGAUCAUUUCUAAAUAGCUAAAGGUGUUGCACUUUCAAAAGUCCAAAGUGUAGCGCUUGUGUGAGGAUAUUUCUACUCUAUUUUACACUAUCAGCCACUCAGUAUACAGUUUGAAAGAUGUUGUCUUUUCAGAACAUACAACUUUGCACUGGUAACCCAUGUAACAAACUGUACAUUUUCUUGUAAAUAAAAUAAAUAUAAACCA